AUGUUCUUCACCUGCGGCCCCAACGAGGCCAUGGUGGUGUCGGAAUUCCUCCCCGCCCUAAAUCUCUUGGGAACCCCCAGAAUCAGAAUCCCGGGAAUCCCCAGAAUCCGCCCCAAAAUUCCCCUGUACCUGCAAAAUUGGCGCAAAUCUCCCGGGAAUCCCCAGAAUUCCCCCAACACGCUGACGCUGCCGGUGCGCAGUGAGAAGGUUUACACCCGCCACGGGGUGCCCAUCUCCGUCACCGGCAUCGCACAGGUGAAGAUCCAGGGGCAGAACAAGGAGAUGCUGGCGGCCGCCUGCCAGAUGUUCCUGGGCAAGUCGGAGAGCGAGAUCGGCCAGAUCGCCCUGGAGACGCUGGAGGGCCACCAGCGUGCCAUCAUGGCCCACAUGACCGUGGAGGAGAUCUACAAGGACCGGCAGAAGUUCUCGGAUCAGGUUUUCCGCGUGGCCUCGUCCGACCUGGUGAACAUGGGCAUCUCCGUGGUCAGCUACACCCUCAAGGACGUGCACGACGAGCAGGAUUACCUGCGCUCCCUCGGGAAGGGCCGCACGGCGCAGGUGCAGCGCGACGCCCGCGUGGGAGAGGCCGAGGCCAAACGCGACGCCGGGAUCCGCGAGGCGCGGGCGCGGCAGGAGCAGGUGUCGGCGCAGCUGCUGAGCGAGGAGGCCACGGCGCGAGCCCAGCGCGACUUCCAGGUGGCCCAGGCCGAGUGCGACGGAGCCGUCAGCGCCCGCAGGGCCACGGCUGAGCUGGCCUUCCAGCUGCAGGCGGCGCGUUCCCAGCAGGCCAUCGCGGCGCAGCGCGGGGAGGUGGCGCUGGUGGAGCGGGCGCAGCGGGUGCAGCUGCAGGAGCAGGAGGUCGGGCGGCGCCGCCAGGAGCUCGAGGCCACCGUGCGCAAACCGGCCGAGGCCGAGCGCUACCGGCUGGAGCGGCUGGCUGAGGCGCAGCGGACGCAGGUGCUGCUGCAGGCGGAGGCCGAGGCCGAGACCCUCAGGGUGACGGGCGCUGCCCGCGCCGCGGCCGUGGCCUCUCGUGCCCAUUCCCGG
Molecule: messenger RNA, 1047 nt
Organism: Passer montanus (Eurasian tree sparrow)
Lineage: Eukaryota; Metazoa; Chordata; Aves; Passeriformes; Passeridae
Gene: FLOT1
Product: flotillin 1
Exons: 9
Biological process (GO): regulation of receptor internalization; positive regulation of cell junction assembly; protein localization to plasma membrane
Cellular component (GO): plasma membrane
Source: RefSeq, a predicted model, not a curated record